GAAGGGGACUACAUAUACAAUGGCUCAAUAUACAUGGCGACAUGCUAGCAAUAGCAACCCGGACAAUCCAAUACCCACCGAUCAUCCUUUCAAUAACGUCAACAACAACGAACCCCUCCUUGUAGACACCACCACCAUCGCUCCAACAGGCUAUUUUUAUCAUCGCGACGACAACGACGACAACGACUCCGCGCUAGGCGACGACAAAGCCAGCUCGACGACCUCCCUCAACGAAAGUAUCUUCAACUACCAAUACGAAAACGGGCGCCGAUACCAUGCGUUUCGCGCCGGCGCAUACCCUCUACCAAACGACGAGAUGGAGCAGGAUCGCAUGGAUAUGCAACACCAUAUUUAUUUGUUGCUGUUCGGGGGCGAAUUAUAUCGUGCGCCGAUCGGUAGGAAUGGACAGAGCGACAUAGGGAAAGCAUUAGAUAUCGGUUGUGGGACGGGGUUAUGGGCCAUUGAUUUCGCGGAUUCGCAUCCAGAGACGCAGGUCAUUGCGACUGAUUUAUCCUAUAUUCAACCAACCUGGGUGCCCCCCAAUUUGAGGUUUGAAAUCGACGACGCGGAAUCAGAAUGGCAUUUCCAUGAAGAAAAUAUCAAGUUUGAUUAUAUUCAUAUCCGGAGUAUGGCAGGAAGUAUAGCCGACUGGCCGCGAUUACUUCAAAGAGCAUACGACCAUCUCUCUCCGGGGGGAUGGAUAGAAUUAACCGAAUUCGAAACCUGGGCUUCUACAGACGAUAAUAGUCUGCCCCUCAAUUCGGCAUAUCACCAAUACCAAGUCCUGCUGUGUGAAGCGGCAGCCUCAUUCGGCAAGGAAAUGAACAUAGCGCCUCAUAUACACCAACUGAUCCUCAAUGCGGGAUUUGUUCAUGUGCACAAAGAAGUUCAAAAAUGUCCGUUAUCGCCCUGGCCGAAGGAUAGAAGACUAAAAGAGUUGGCCAUGUAUAUGAAUCUGCAGAUGAUGGAGUCGAUUGAACCGUAUGGAUUGGCGUUGUUUUCGAGAGUGCUCAAAUGGGAUACGCCGAGGAUAUAUGCGUUGUUGGAUGGGGUGAGGAUGGAUUUGAGGAAUUUGAAUUAUCAUAUGUAUUCCAGGGUGCAUUGUGUAUAUGGACAGAAGCCGUAUAAUUGA
Talaromyces stipitatus ATCC 10500 is the source of this 1132-nucleotide messenger RNA. RefSeq lists its product as uncharacterized. Bases 20 to 1132 code for a protein of 370 amino acids. The transcript is spliced from 2 exons. The record is from RefSeq and is a predicted model, not a curated record. NCBI's taxonomy places the organism in Eukaryota, Fungi, Ascomycota, Eurotiomycetes, Eurotiales, Trichocomaceae. Gene Ontology annotation, molecular function: methyltransferase activity.